Messenger RNA from Clunio marinus, 207 nucleotides. NCBI's taxonomy places the organism in Eukaryota, Metazoa, Arthropoda, Insecta, Diptera, Chironomidae. The record is from the annotation of a GenBank genome assembly.
AUGAAAACAUUUUAUGCGCUUCUGAAUCCAACUUUUCUUGAUGACGUUUUUUUUCUUCUUUUGGUUGAAAAGACGAGAUUGUAUUUUAUUUGUGAAAAACAUGAUGAUAUCAAGGAAAAUGAAGAAAAGCUCAUGGUUGGAAAGAAAAUAUGGAAGAAUAGAAUGAAUGAGAAACAACAAAGAGUAAAUAGUGAAGUAAAAAACUAG